Messenger RNA from Sphaeramia orbicularis (orbiculate cardinalfish), 6522 nucleotides. RefSeq names its product Krueppel-like factor 7. The record is from RefSeq and is a predicted model, not a curated record. The coding region runs from base 231 to 1136 and encodes 301 amino acids. Gene Ontology annotation, molecular function: RNA polymerase II cis-regulatory region sequence-specific DNA binding; DNA-binding transcription factor activity, RNA polymerase II-specific. Gene Ontology annotation, biological process: regulation of transcription by RNA polymerase II. The transcript is spliced from 4 exons. NCBI's taxonomy places the organism in Eukaryota, Metazoa, Chordata, Actinopteri, Kurtiformes, Apogonidae.
CUCCAUCACCUCCAGUCUCUUUUACGCAUCGAGUCCGAUAAUGCGCGCAGGUACAGGGACACUCAUCUCCACAUUUCCACACAGAUCAGUCAAUUCCCUUCCACGGACUACUAUGAAAGAAGUGGAUGUAGAGAUCUGACAGACAAGAAAGGAAGCAUAUUUCUUGUGGAUCAUUCUUUUUUCUUUUUUUUUUUUUCUCUUUUUUUUCCUUUCGUAAACCGAGCGUCACGAUGGAUGUCUUGGCGAACCACAGUAUCUUUCAGGAACUUCAGCUGGUUCACGACACCGGUUACUUCUCUGCCAUGCCUUCGUUGGAGGAGAACUGGCAGCAGACUUGCCUAGAACUGGAGCGUUAUCUGCAGACAGAGCCCAAACGUCUGUCUGAGCUCUUCGACCAGGACUUGGACGGCCUCUUAACUCCAGCCUACCUAAAGGAGGAUGGUGAGGAAGACCUGUCAGACAGUCUGCUCCCAAGCCUGCCAAUCCUCCCUGAACCCCCCAGUCCACCUCCAGUGGUCCUCUGCCCAACCCGGAAGAACUUACCCACUGCUGGUACGAUGAAAAGGGACAUCAAACCCAAGGGACAGGGGCUGGAGAAUGUCGAAGGGGUGGAAGGAGUUAACCAGGCCCAGCUGAGCGCCGUUACUUCCCUCACACCCCCGUCGUCACCAGAACUGGGGCGGCAUCUUGUCAAACCCAACCAGACGCUGACGGCCUCGGCUGACGGUACGCUGACCCUGAAACUGGUGGCCAGGAAGGUCGGCCUCAGUGCCGCUCGGCUAGUGGCAGCACAUGCACUCCCAGUCCGGAUGAAGGAUGAAGACGAAGGGGCAGCCUGCGUCAUUGGGAUGGGGGAGCUACCGGAGAACAAGAAGAGGAUUCACCGCUGUCAGUUCAACGGCUGCAGGAAGGUCUACACCAAGAGCUCCCACCUAAAGGCCCAUCAAAGGACGCACACAGGUGAGAAGCCAUACAAGUGCUCGUGGGAGGGCUGUGAGUGGCGAUUCGCCCGGAGCGACGAGCUGACGAGGCACUACCGCAAACACACCGGCGCCAAGCCUUUUAAGUGCAACCACUGUGACAGGUGUUUCUCUCGGUCGGAUCACUUGGCGCUACACAUGAAGAGGCACAUCUGAGGAAUUUUGAGAGAGGUCAGCAGGAGUGGAAGAGGAUGGAGGAGGAGUGGAAGGAGAAAGGGUGCAUCAUAUCUGCAGAAAAAUAACACCAUGGAUGUUUUAGAGAGAGUAAAAGGCAGCAGACUGGACUGGAAAAACACCAGAUUCUGGACUUGGGGAGGGGGAAAGCAGAGACAGCAAACAGGGACAUUGACUGACUACAGACAGAAACAUAGGCCGACAGACAUCCACAGUGACUCUGUCAGUCUGUGCUUGAUCAGUUGGUCCAUGAUUCCUCAGUGACACGUCCUCGCUUCACAAAUGUCUCCUGGUGUUUGUCGCUUGGACCACACAGACGCUCCGUCCCACCAGUGUUUGUGUCUCAGAGGGGACGUCACGUGGCGAAUGGUGGACCGCUCGCCUGUAGCUGGCAGCUCUUUGUUUUAAUCGUCCUUGCAGCAGUCCCUCAGUGGAACGCUUCCAAAAUGUCAGCCCUGUUCAUGCAGUAGUGCUCCACAGUCUAGGGAGCACACCGACACCAAACUGGAUCAGUUGUAUAUUUAGCUCACUAGUGACAGUUACUGUUUGUGCGUAUAUUCAAGAGUUCCCUCUUCUUAGACCGAACCUCAAACUGGUGAGUCACUAAACUGCAUCAUCUCACAGGGUUCGCGGGCAAGAAAGCUGACUUUUGCUCCCUCAGUCCUUCCAGAGCCUUUACACUUCACCAAAGGGUUUAUUGUCUUAUAUAUCAGAGUGAUAAUAAUUUGACAAUUUUUCAUCUGACCUCUGUCACAUCUGCCAACUGGAUCCAUUUAUAAAUCCUUCUGGUUCGAUGCAUCGGAGCACUUGUUUGAACGAAGCAUAAGAUUGGAUUUCCUGAAGACUUGAAGAUGGGAGUGUGUUGCACUGAUGUGCUGUGAAGACUGAUUGAGGUCAUCCGGAGGGCUGGCUUUGCUUUAUGAACAUCAUCCAUUGAGGGGAACUGUUGGAUGAGGCUAACUAAUCUACUCUGGGAAAGACUGUUCAUCUCCUAGAAUGUCAGCUGAAACUGAGUAUCAAGUCAUGCUAGAUGACUCCUAAGGGGGUUUGUCCUCUCUGGGAUCUUUGCUCUUAUGAGUUGUUGCCACAAACUGUUGCACAAUUGACUCUUUGCAAACUUUUUGUACAAAAAAAACAAAAAAAAAAUCUGUCUUGAACUCGAAGACAAUUUGGGACCCACCAAACGCUGGCUUUCACAUGUAAUCAGAGCGUGGAAGGCCACAUGCACAAGUCAAAGCAGCUAGCUGACUGCGAAAUAGCACACAGAACGCAAACAAGAUCACUAUGUAUGUAAAGUCUAUAUUGUUUCUAGGAAAAGAUUCUCCUAUUUGUUAAAAAAGACAACUAAAAAAGACCAUUUUACAGAACUCAUUGGAAAUGGAUACAGCCAAAAAACACAAGUGUCUACUGUAGAUGCCUGAAAUGAUCUCUUUAGACUUUGAGUGAUUGGCACCUAACUACUAGCCACUGGGUUGAGGAGGGUUUUUUCUGUUCACGUCCAUGCAGAACUCUUCCAAUUCCUCUAAGAAACCAUUUCAGAUGAAAAAAAAGCAUUCAACAGCUCAACCAAUCGGGCCCUAUGCAUAUCCGAGAACAUUCCUGCUGACUUCCUGACCAUGUACAUGUGUGUCUGAAGGCAGAUUUUCACCCUACUGUACACUGAAGGACUUGUAAGAUCACACAAAUUCAGUCAGUUGUGAGGCUCUUCUCUGAGCGCAUCAAUGUGAAUGUAUCUGUUGUAAGAGUGUACAUGAUCCUCAGCCCAUGAAAACAUUUCAGCAGGGUUGUGAUCACGUCUACCAAGAUCAUAUCAGACACUGUUCAUAGUUUCUCUUCUUCACAUUAGACGUGAGUGGUUGAAUAAUUAGCUAGGUGUAGCGGUUAGUUUCCGACAACAUGUUUUACUGGUUGCACUGGACCAGCGGGAGGUCUGGACUGCGGAUUCAAAGUGGGUGGCUGAAGUAGGUUAGAGGGGAUAGAUCUGCAAGCUCAGCAAUGAUAACUGCCCCAUCAGCUUGUGAAACUGCAGUGGAAUGAAACCCACACACACUGAGACACAUCCAGUACUGUGUUUCCUCAAAUAGUGAUGGGGCUUUUUUUUUUUUUUUUGCUCAACUGCAGAAGGAAAGCCUUUAUUUGAAGCAGACCAGUACAAGAGGAAGACCUUUUAUUUCCAAUUCCUUCUGUUUGUGCAUACAGCAUUAUUUUAUUAAUAAGUCUAGAUUUGAUCUGAAAUAUCAUUUAAAAAUGAAUUCAUUAAAUGAACAGCUCUCUAAAAAUUGCAAGGGUCACUCACAGGUAAUUUAAGAAUUGUGUGGCACUGGUACAUUGAGAGAUUAGCACACAUACAUCUGUCUUAAAUAAAGGUAGAACACUAUACUUAUACUAUGUUUCCUCAAAUAAAUGCCAGGAGUCAAGUACCAAUCAGCAGGUCUCUAAUAACAGCUACUGUCAAGGUAACACAAGGGAAUAAAAGCUGGUUCUGAAUUACAGUCCAGGUAUAAAAAAAAAAAAAAAAAGGAAUUUGAAUAACCAUCCAGUGACUGUUCACUUCAGCAGGUUUAAUUUAACAUAUUCAUCAGUGCGAUUCUAUAAUUUUCAACACCUCUAGAUCAGUCACUGCAGGUGUGUGUCUUAUCUUUUCAGUGAAAUUGUCACUUGUUGAACUUACUAAUAACAGGAAGACAGCAUUUACACAGUGAAAGCUGUUAAGUGUUCAGUGGUUUUUAUCUUCUGAAACACUAGAGGAAAAAAUAAAUGCCAGGGCCACUCUUUGAGGAAACAUGGUAUGACUGUUGGAUCAUACAUUGUGUAUAAAUAUGGGUAAAGCAAUGCUGUUUUCAUAAUGCAAAAGUGAAGUCAGAAUAUCACAGUUAGACGGCUGUAUUUUUUGCUUCUGUGAUGCAACCUGGAGCCAGAGAUGUGAAAUCUACCUCAUUCAUUUUCUCUGGACUCUUUGGUCAUUUUGGUCAUUACAGAUGUCUGUCAGCCAUUUUUAUACCAUUGAAUAAAUUCACUUAAAAGACUUCCAUGAAGACAGAUUCGCCCCAUGAAAUCUGACUAAAAAGAUAGAAAUGACCUUUGAUGAAAAAUUUAUUGGAUAUGUACUUUUAUUUUUGGUUUAUUUUGGUUGGUUCUACUGACUAAUAUUGAGAUGUGGGCUGAUGACUUGUACAGGGGAGACUGAGAUGGUUUGGCUUCACUUUUAGGGAGCCAUCACUAUGUCCAUCUUUAUAUUUUCACGUCAACCACAGGUCAUCGCCAAAGACCAGGCUGUGAAUUGACUUCGAGGAAAUACGGUAUUCACCGUCAAAAUCUUGGUGAUCUGAUUCAUAUAUAUGAUCGAUUAAUCCGUCUUUUCCACAUUUGAAGUGUUUUUAAUCCAGGAACUGCAUUCUGAAAACUGGAUGAUCGAUGAUGUAAGUGCACACAAAUCAAACAGGCAGCUUGUCAACGUACUAAGAAAAAGAAGUACAAGAAAGUCAAGGUCAUAAUGUACUUUAGAGGACUUUUAACAUUGUGAGUCGGAGUGAGGCGCACCGCCGUCUGCGUUUUGGCAAGGGAGACAGAAAAUUGAUUUCACUCUGUAACCCAGAGGCGCAUUUCAAUUUCGGUUAUGAGUGCGGUCCAGCUCAAUCAUAUCAAGACAUGAUCUGUCUGCAGCUCUGGAAGUAGAUACUCUAUCAACUUCUGCUUCACAUAAACAGUGGGCUCUUUCUUUCUUUAAUGUGCAUGCAAGCCGGAGUUCCUUGCAAAAACAUACACAUGCAAAAACAGAUAGGAGUGAUCACAACACAAGUUAAAACUGCUGGUUUAUGUUCACCCAAAAUCCUCAUGUACCAUCAAAGUUGCAGCUACCACAAUAUCAUAGAAAUUCUGUAUGUCUAUUAGUAUUAAGAAAAGGCCUAGAUACUGACUAAUAUUUAACAUUUUCAUGGUAGAAAUGUCCAGUUUGGAUGAGAAUUCCCAGCAGGUGAGCAGGUUUGUGUUUUUCCUGCUUCCUUACCGUAGGGAACAUAAAAAUGAAGAAUAGCAGCUUAACCUGUGGGUUAAAAUGGUAUCAUCUAAUGGCAGCUCUUACUUGUGUGUUUCAGUUUUUUAACAGGACACCAAACACUCUCCUGUUGAACUGAAUGUGUGGGAAUGUGCAGCUUGGAAGUGUAUUUUAUCUGUCAUUUAAGUUUUCUACAUGUUCUGUAUCAAUUACAGACAGAUGAGGAUUCUGGACUGAAACACUGAAUGUGUUCAUCAUUGAAACUUUGGAGAAAAAAAAUCCAAAAAUUACAGGACAGUUCAAUUUGACUCUUCUUGUGACAUAAAUUGUUCUCCUCAUGCCGGGAGCGUGGGAUUUCAAAAUGUGAAUGUGUUUUCUGGAAAGGUUGUUUCAUGUCGUCUUCGAGGAUGCGGUUCUGUUCUACGUCAUCUUAAUGAAUGAUUGUCAAUUCUGCUGUGCCUGUGUGUUCUUUGUCUGUUUGUAUUUGCACUCUGAAUUUUUGGAAAAAAUCACUUGCAUAUCUGAUGUUUUCUGCCCGCUUGUACACUACUACACUUCACAAAAUACCCCGGGUGUUGAAACACUGAUCACAAAGUCUGUAUAGUAGCUGUUUUAAACACUGAUACACACACAUGCAUACACAUGGAAACAAAACCACACAAGCACACAUCCUACAAACCAGACACCAGAAGAAAAUAGUGCCAAUGUACAUUUUUGCAACCCAUGGAUACAAAAAUGUUCUGUUUUACACCAACAUUUCUCAAUACACGUACUCACCUUUAUUUAACCCAGCAAAUAAUUCUGAUCCUUCCAUUGGAGAAUUAGUGGGGUGAGAAAAAUAAUCAAAAUAAAUGAUAAGAUAAAUGCACUAAAAACUAAAGGAGUCAGGCUGUGAAUGUCAGUGUGAAAGAAUUUGAACCAAACUGCAUGAUUUUUUGGGUAUGUUUGAAAAAAGAUGCCUCAGAUUGUGCUAGGGUUAGAGUUAAGACUAGGGUAAAUGUUGGAUUUAGAUCUGGGAUUAGUGUUAGGUUAUAAAGACACAUAUUUGUGGUUUUCAGUGCAUAUAUAGUGGCAGAAUUUGUUUGGAUAAAUUAAGAAAUCGGUAACUACGGUGUCUUCAAAUGUAUAUUGGAAACAUUGUGUUCUGGCAAUCUGGUUGCACACGCACACACACACACACACACACACACACACAUCCAGGACGAUACACCUUAAACAUGCUCGAACACAUCCUGAUUUCACACAAAAACACCUGACACACAAACACUCUUCUGUCUCCGUUCUCCUCAUGUGUUUUCUGCCAUUUUUCAUACCACCUUGUGAGAGUCAGUGCUCCAGACUGCACUUGCUCUCCGAAGUGGAGGAAAAAAAAGA